This is a messenger RNA of Aspergillus uvarum CBS 121591, 1740 nucleotides long. Its product is annotated as flavin-containing monooxygenase. The transcript has 7 exons. Gene Ontology annotation, molecular function: N,N-dimethylaniline monooxygenase activity; flavin adenine dinucleotide binding; NADP binding. NCBI's taxonomy places the organism in Eukaryota, Fungi, Ascomycota, Eurotiomycetes, Eurotiales, Aspergillaceae. The coding region runs from base 1 to 1740 and encodes 579 amino acids. The record is from RefSeq and is a predicted model, not a curated record.
AUGGGCUCUAUCGGUGAUCAUAUCACAGCGAAGGUUCAAUCUCAUGAGCCUUACGAGAUCAUCAAUGAACCAAGUCGCUCGCGUCGCAAGAUUCGAAUUAUUGUGAUCGGAGCGGGCGCCAGCGCGUUGAAUUUCGCCCACGAUAUCGACCAGAGCACACUCGAAAUCGAGUUCGUUCUGUAUGAGAAGAACCCUGAGAUAGGUGGCACUUGGUUUGAGAAUCGGUACCCCGGAUGUGGAUGUGACAUCCCCUCGGUGAAUUAUCAAUUCUCAUGGGCGCCUUCACCCGACUGGACCUCAUUUUACUCGGGCGCCCCUGAAAUUUUGAAGUACUUCAAGCGAGUUGCAGACGAGCACGGCUUACACAAAUAUAUUCGUCUCAACCACCGAGUCGUAGGGGCAUCGUGGGAUGAACAUGAGGAACAGUGGCAUGUGAAGGUCCAAAAAGGUGACAACCCCGAAGAUGUCUUUGAGGAUCGAGGUCACAUUCUGGUCAACGCAUCCGGUGUCUUGAACAAGUGGAAAUGGCCCGCGAUCCAAGGACGAGAAACCUUCCAGGGCCCAAUGCUUCAUAGUGCGCAUUGGGAUGACAAGGUCGAGUUGAAAGGGAAACGCGUGGCCGUGAUCGGCUCAGGAUCGUCGGCGGUGCAGAUUGUUCCGACCAUUCAACCAAUGGUGUCGUCCCUGAAAUGCUUCAUCCGCAGCGCCUCGUGGGUGACGGCAGGCUUUGGUCAGCGGUUCGCAGGCAAGGGAGGGACGAACUUCCAAUAUACCCCGAAACAGAAGGAGAUACUUCGAAAUGAUCCUCAGAAAUAUCUUGCUUAUCGUAAGAAGAUUGAGUCGGAGCUCAACUCUCGCUUCCGGUUCAUCCUUAACGGCUCGGAAGAGCAGGCCAAUGCAAGAGCGUACGCGGAGAAAGACAUGCGAUCCAAGCUCGCCAGCCGGCCCGAUAUCGCUGAUCAUAUCGUCCCCAAGGACUUUGCCGUGGGUUGCCGUAGGCCUACACCCGGGAACGGAUACCUCGAGGCACUCUGCAGCGACAACACCGAAGUGGUUUCGCAGUCAAUCGCAGAGAUCACCCCUAAGGGUAUCAAGACUACCGACGGUGUGGAGCAUGAAGUUGACGUGAUUGUGUGUGCCACUGGAUUUGAUGUCAGUUGGCGGCCAUCAUACCCUACAAUUGGCCGAGAAGCCCGCAGUCUCAGUGAGCAGUGGAAGGAGAUUCCGAGGACCUACCUUUCCAUCACGGUCCCAAACUUCCCCAACUAUCUCAUUUUCAACGGCCCCUUCGGCCCAUAUGGCCACGGCAGCUUCCUCCCAAUCACAGAAACCCUGUCGCGCCACUUUCUCCAGAUUCUUGAGAAAAUGUCAUCGGAGGGUGUCACCUCCUUUGAGCCCAAAACAGAGGCAGUCGCAGAAUUCUUCGAGCAUCACAGAAAGUUUAUGCCGCGCACGGCUUGGACAUCUCCAUGUCGUUCGUGGUUCAAGCAGGGCACGGUCGAUGGCGAGGUGAUGAUGUGGCCGGGGUCCAGAAUUCACUUCUUCGAAACCAUGAAGCAGCCCCGCUGGGAAGAUUAUCAUCUUCGAUACACGACAAAAAAUCGAUUCGGAUACCUGGGAAACGGGUUUGCUGCCCGCGAGUUUGAUGGAAGCGAUCUGUCGUGGUACCUCGGGACGUUGGAAGGUAACAAACAGGCAUACCUUCCCGAUGAGGAGUUUACAGAUUUCAUGGUGUACUAG